AUGAUGCCUUUAGAAAGAGAGAUAUCAACAUUGAAACAAUAUUGUUUUCAAUAUUUAUUAAGAAAUCAUGAAAAGAUACCAUCAAAAAAAGUAUCACAAAUUUAUGAAAUCUCAGAUAUUAGAGAAGAAUUUAUAAGUAUGGCAAAGAAAAAGAAUUUAGUGGAUGAUCAAUUCUUUUCAAUUUUUGGUGAAAUAUUUAUAAUUUCAAAUUUAUAUCAUAAUUUACAAAAUAAUAAUAAUAAUAAUAAUAAUAAUAAUAAUAAUAAUAAUAAUAAUAAUAAUAAUAAUAAUAAUAAUAAUAAUAAUAAUAAUAAUAAUAAUAAUAAUAAUAAUAAUAAUAAUAGUAAUACAAAUAGUCAUGAUAGUCAUAAUACUGAAGAUGAUAUGGAUUUAGAUACAACUUCGUCGAUUUCAACAAAUGCACCACUAAUAGAUAUAAAUAAUAAUAAUCAUAAUAUAAAUAAUAAUAAUAACAAUGAAAAUAAUAUACCACAAUUAACAACAAAUACAACAAUUGAUUUAACAAAUAUACAAAAAAUUAAUUUAUCAGGAUUAGCAAGAUUAACUGAUAUUAGUAUUCAAUAUAUUAGUGGAUAUAAACAAUUACAAGAAUUAGAUUUAUCAUUUUGUACUGGUAUUUCAAAUGAGUUUGUAAAACAUCUCUCAAAGAUACCAUUGGUAUCAUUGAAUCUAUUCAAUGUUACCUCUGUAAAUGAUAAUACACUACAAUUGAUAGCCACUUCUUAUCCAACUUUAAAGAGAUUAUUAAUUGGUGGUUGUGGUAAUAUCACUGAACAAGGUAUCAAAUCAUUACUCAAAUGUUCAUUAUUACAAGAGUUGGACGUAUCACAUUGUAAAAAGUUGACCAAUUCAGCAUUGAAGUUGAUUUCAUUCCCAUGUUUAACCUAUUUGAAUGCCUCUUGGUGCUUCGAUUUAACCAGUGGUGAUAAUUGUUUCAAUAAGAUCGCUAAACAAUGCACAAAGUUAACAACACUUAGAAUCGCUGCAAGUGCAAUCAAUGAACAACAAUUGAUCAAGGUAUUAUCCGAAGCAAAGAAAUUAACUUCACUAGAUAUAAGUUUCUGUCCAAAUGCAAUUGUAAAUGUUGAUUCAAAACUCUUCAAAUAUAUGUCCUCCAUUCAAAAUCUUCAUAUAGCCGGUUGCUCCUUUAAAGAACCAAUACUUAGAAAAAUCAUAGAUUCAACUCCCCAUCUAAAAGAUUUAGAUAUCUCUCAUCAAGAUGGUUUACCUUGGUCUUUCAUUGAAUCAAUCAUUAAAGACCCAUCAACUUUGUCACAUUUAAAAACUUUAAAUUUUAGUUUAUCAAAAUUUGAUAAAUUCGAUUCUGAUGCUUUAUUAAAUAUUCAUUCUUUAACUGUCUUCUUCCCAAUAAUUAAAAAUAGUAAUAAAAAAAAAAAGUAA
Messenger RNA from Dictyostelium discoideum AX4, 1422 nucleotides. RefSeq lists its product as hypothetical. The record is from RefSeq and is a predicted model, not a curated record. Bases 1 to 1422 code for a protein of 473 amino acids. The transcript has 2 exons. NCBI's taxonomy places the organism in Eukaryota, Evosea, Eumycetozoa, Dictyosteliales, Dictyosteliaceae.